Molecule: messenger RNA, 4268 nt
Organism: Rhinolophus ferrumequinum (greater horseshoe bat)
Lineage: Eukaryota; Metazoa; Chordata; Mammalia; Chiroptera; Rhinolophidae
Gene: HRH2
Product: histamine receptor H2
Exons: 3
Coding region: 600-1862 (420 amino acids)
Biological process (GO): G protein-coupled receptor signaling pathway, coupled to cyclic nucleotide second messenger; positive regulation of vasoconstriction; chemical synaptic transmission
Cellular component (GO): dendrite; membrane
Molecular function (GO): G protein-coupled serotonin receptor activity; histamine receptor activity; neurotransmitter receptor activity
Source: RefSeq, a predicted model, not a curated record
GGAAGUGGGUGCGAGCCGUCCUCUCCAUCUCCGCCCGCCGGAGCAGAGCGGGAGCCGGCGCGGGACCCAGGCGAGCCUGAACCGAGCCUGAACCGUGGCAGGACCACACUCAGGGGCAGCAGCUCCAGCUCCUGCUCUCCAGUCGUCCCGAGGGGAAGACGCAGUCUCCGUCCCCCGUCACGUGGAUGGGAGCAGCCCUCAGCUGUGGAGAAGGAUGCGGCCAUGUCACUACAUGACCCCUCCUGCAUCAAACCAGAGCCACCUCCAGACACAUGCCCCAGUGGCUCAGUCUCUACGCAAAACCUGGAGAGUGGAGACCUCCUCCAACCUGGGAGGAAGCCGGCUCUGCAGGGGGAAAUCUAAGGAUGGUACUUUAAACCACCAACUUGCCCUCUUCUCCAUUCACCCAGGCCCAGCACUUCCUAGGCGCCUGCUUUCUUACUUUCUAGAAAAACAGCACUGACUGCCCACAUUUGGACACUUUCCCUUGGUUCUGCUGGGCAGCCUGGAGCCCAGGGGUUGAUGUCAUUGACACACUGGGAGCUGGACGAGAAGCAGCCAGGGGCGGUGGGCAGAGGCAGGAGCCCCGGGCUCCCAGGAUGGCGUCCAACAACACGGCCUCUUGCCUGGACUCUGCCGCAUUCAAGGCCACGGUGGGUGCAGUGCUCACGGUCCUCAUCGUCAUCACCGUCGCCGGCAACGUGGUGGUGUGCCUGGCCGUGGGCCUGACCCGCCGGCUCCGCAGCCUGACCAACUGCUUCAUCGUGUCCUUGGCCGUCACCGACCUGCUGCUUGGCCUCCUGGUGCUGCCCUUCUCAGCCUUCUACCAGCUGUCGUGCAGGUGGAGCUUCGGCAGGGUCUUCUGCAACAUCUACACCAGCCUGGACGUGAUGCUCUGCACGGCCUCCAUCCUCAACCUCUUCAUGAUAAGCCUGGACCGCUACUGCGCCGUCACGGACCCCCUCCGCUACCCCAUGCUGGUCACCCCCGCCCGCGUCGCCGUCUCCCUGGUCUUAAUUUGGGUCGUGUCCGUCACCCUGUCCUUCCUGUCUAUCCACCUGGGGUGGAACAGCAGGAGCGACACCAGUGUCGUCAACCACACCACCCUGCACUGCAAAGUCCAGGUCAACCUGGUGUACGGCUUGGUGGACGGGCUGGUCACCUUCUACCUGCCGCUGCUGGUCAUGUGCGUCACCUACUACCGCAUCUUCAAGAUCGCCCGGGACCAGGCCAAGAGGAUCCACCUCGUCAGCUCCUGGAAGGCGGCCACCUUCCAGGAGCACAAAGCCACCGUGACGCUGGCCGCCGUGAUGGGGGCCUUCGUCGUCUGCUGGUUCCCCUACUUCACCGUGUUUGUGUACCGGGGGCUGCGCGGGGACGACAGCGUCAACAGGGCCUUCGAAGCCGUCGUGCUGUGGCUGGGCUACGCCAACUCGGCCCUGAACCCCAUCCUGUACGCCGCCCUGAACAGGGACUUCCGCCUGGCCUACCAGCAGCUGCUCCCCUGCAGGGCCCCCGGCCGCCACGCUCACCAAACGUUUCUCAGGUCCAACAGCUGCCGGCUCUCCAGGACUCAAAGCCGAGAAGCCACGCGGCAGGAAGAGAAGUCCGUGAAGCUCCAGGUGUGGAGUGGGAGAGAGGGCACAGCACCCCGGGGAGCCAUCGACAGGAAGCCAGCCCUGUCCUGCACCAUGUGCUCCGGCAACCUUCUGAGCUGCUGCAAGAGUCUGUGGGGCCUUCGGUUCCUCCAGAGACACGUGGGAGGCCCCUCGGAGGAGCAGCCAAGGGAACUGCUGGCCAAGGGGCCACGGAGGACACCGCCUGAGGAAGCGGUGAGGACACUGCCCUCCCAGGCUGUCUAGACCCAGCCCCAGGACACUGAAGAUACAGUUCUCAGUCACCAAGAUUUGACUCCUGGAGCCACUAAGGACCCAGCAGCCCCCAAAGCCACCGAAGAUGCACCCUAGCCUGUGUCUGGGGAACUCCCAGACUCACAGCAGGGGGGUGGGGUGCUCGGGCCUCCGGUGGAACAGCCUGUCUGUGCUCAGCGUUCCCAGACAGGUGCCAGGACUCCCCGGGGUCGCAAGCUCACACUCGUGCUGGCCCUGAGUCGUGAGCAGAGACAGCGGGACAUUCGGGAUAUGUGCACGUGUGCGUGGGUGUGUACGUGCAGGAGCACGCGUGCCCUCUGAGCAUAGCAGACGGUGUUGCCAUAAAGUGUUAGCCUCUCAUUCCCUCGUGGGUUCUGCAGAUUAAGGACAAGAAAAAAGGAAGAGAAAGGGAAGGGAAGGGAAAGAAAGGAAAGGAGCCUUUAAUGAACACCUACUGUGUGUGAGGUACCUCACCAGCAUGAACUCCCAUAACCCGUAUCACAUGUGACAAGGAUUACGGUCGCAACUGUAGAGGUGGAAACUGAGGUUCAGGGAAGUACGGGGCCUGCUCAGGCCACUCAGCUAGAAUGUGUGCCCGGCUCAUAGGAGGCGCUCGAAAAGUAGCUGUUGAAUGAAUGAAUGAAUGAACGAAUGAAUGAACAAACGGGAGGAUGAGUGAAAAGCCAGGCCUCCAGCCCAUGCUCUUGACACGAUAGUAUGUUGCCUCUCAGGAGAGGGGUCCCUGAGGCUCAGACCCGCAGCCUGGGGUGGGGGGGGCCUCAUGCUGCUUUUCAACAAGAAGUGGUGUGGACUGGACUUGCUGGGGAAAGUGUACGGGGCGUCAGGGAUGGGGAGGUGGACGGUUGGGGGACACAGUAGCUGUGAGUGGGGGAGUGGACCCCACGGCCCCCUUUGCUGGAUGUGUGACCUUGGCUGAGUCAGGAGACCACCCUGAGCGGCUCUUUACUCCUCUGUCCUAGUCAUGGGGUGUUGCAGAGACCUCAGGAGGUGGGGGUGGUGAGGGUGUCCAUGGACUCUCCUCUCCGGCCACGGCCCCUCCCUGAGCCCUCUCUUCCCCUCGUUCCAAGGCCCCUUCUGGGGUCCUCUUCCCUGCCCACCCAUGCCUUUUCAGUCCCUCUGGCCCCCAGCUCCCCGGCCGUCAGUGUGGCUGUUCCCCGAGCCUUUUCUUCUCACUGUGGUUUCGUCCCCUCUGCGACCUCACCCGCACCUUCGACACUGAAGUUCCCUGGAGACUUAUCUCAGGAGAUUGGUCACAGAUUUGUCGCUGGGGCCCAGGCUCCUUCUGGGAGCUUUCCGCCCACUGCUGCCUACACAGUGCCCUCAUCUGGGGGUGCGAACGAAGGCACCUCACCUCUGGCAUGACCGCGACUGCCCCUGGACCUCGUCCCUGCACCUGCUUCUCUCCCAGGAUGCCCUUCUCAGAGACAAGCCUGCUCCUGGCUUCCAAGGCCGAGGGUCAGUCGGGGCGUUCUCUCCACCUGCCCUGUUGUCACUCCGUCCUACUGCCCUCCCCUCGGUCAGGACCAUGGAGACGGCCCUCCGCACUCCCCACUCACUUCCCUCCAGCCCACGGUGGGCUGUGCAAAGGGCAAACCUGCUCAUGUCACACGAGGAAACCUUCCUGGCACGGUCCCUGGUUUGUUUGGCUGCUUCAUCUUGCUGCUCCUUCCAGCGACCAGGCCAUGCACAGAGUUGUGUCCCUGACUUGCAAUGCUCUUCCUACCCUUUCGCCACAGGAUCUGUGCUGAAAGAGCACUUCUUGAGGAAGUCUUCCCUGGCCCUCCCUGUUAGGCCCGGCCCCUGACACCCACCCCCCUCCCCCCCAGAGCUCUCCUCGGAAGCCGUGGGCAGGGUAAUCCAUAGCCACCUGUGAUUUCCGGGCCCCCGUCUGUCGCCCCCACUCAGGAGGUCAUGGAUCCAGCCUGACUGUUGACCACUGUCUAACCCCUAGAAGACCAUCUAGCACACAAUAGGAGCUUUAAGCAGCUUCUCUGCCAAUACACCCGAAGGCAUGAUUUGCCCUGAUGGCCCCAGAGGUACUCAGUCUCUUGGCGGGGCUCCUCCUGGAAGCCCAGAAUCUCCUCCUCGGAAGUUUUCCCAGGAGUCUGAGGCAGGCGAGUGUCUAAGUCAUGGCCAAGUAGGUGGACGCACAAGACUGGCCUGGCUGAUCACAGAUUCAGAUGGUCAGGGCUGAGGGCAAAGUGCCACACGCCGCCUGCCACUGCAGCAGCUCCUUCAGUUCUCUUUCCUGUCCCUGCCCUUCUGGGGGCCCCCUGAAACCUCUGUAGGCUGCGAAAAUGGGGCACAGGCUGCCUAGAGGAGGAGCAUCUGUGGUGAGCCCCCAAGACCACGUUCCGUGUUCCAAUAAAGCUAUCA